Knipowitschia caucasica is the source of this 789-nucleotide messenger RNA. The record is from the annotation of a GenBank genome assembly. NCBI's taxonomy places the organism in Eukaryota, Metazoa, Chordata, Actinopteri, Gobiiformes, Gobiidae.
AUGAAUGCAAAAAUAGAGCAUUUCUUCAAAACGGUGGAGGAUGUGAAGACUCUCAUAGACACGAUUACAUGCCAAAUAGAGGAGGUGGAGAGAGGGCAAAACGUGAUAUUAUGCAGUCAAAAGAACGACACAAAAAACACAUGUGGACUGGAGAAGCUGAACAAGGACAUCAAGAUGCAUUCAAGCCAAGUUCAAGGAAUGUUAAAGGCUAUGCAGAUUGAUGCACCAAAAGACAAGAACUGCCAAAGUGUUUCUGUUCUACAGCGGAUUUACAAGAACCAGCACGCCCACCUGACGCGGAGCUUUGUGGAGGUCAUGAGGCGCUACUACAGCACACAGACUGACUUCAGACAGAAAUGCAAAUCACAUAUUCAGAGGCAGUUGCAGAUCGUGGACAAAGUCACAACUGAUGAAGAGUUAGAAGAGAUGCUGAACUGUGACAGUCUUUCCAUUUUCAUAUCAGAUAUGAAAUGUGGUUCAAACCUCUCGAUUCAGGCUCUAGAUGAAAUCCAGUCCCGUCAUUUUGAUAUCAUGAGUUUGGAGUCCAGCAUUCGUGAACUGCAUGAAAUAUUUACAGAUAUUGCUUUGUUGGUGGAAGUUCAGGGGGAAUUGAUGAACAACAUUGAAAAGAACGUGAUGGCUGCAGCAGACUACACUGAACGCUCCAAAACAGAGACUGAAAAAGCCGUUGAAUACAAGAAAAGUACCUUCAAGUUGGUCCCUCCAGCACUUCUGAGGUCUUUCCGGAAACAGUCAAAAAAAUCCUCAGAUCAAAGCACAGAUCUGUGA